AUGAAACACUUUGGUAAGUUAUUAGAAGAUGAAUAUGAAAGUGAAUUAUCUGUUGAAGAGUUGAAGGAAUGCAAUAUUAUGAAAUUACUUGGGAAACAAUCAUCACGGAUAGAGCUAGAGAUUUUGGAGCUGGCGUUAAAAAAGCGCGAACCUAAAGUUGAAGAAAAUGUCAAGAAAGCAAUGUUUUUAAAAACUAUCCAAACAAGUCAAACAGUUAGAGAUGCUUUAAAAGAUCUUUACUGUCUUAAAAAACCAGAUGGAAUAAAUUUUUCAAAGAAAAAUCACAUACUUCCAUUUGAGGAUGAGACAUCAUUAGAAUUUUUUUCUCAGAAAAAUGAUUGUUCAUUGUUUGUGGUUGGAUCACAUACCAAGAAACGACCCGACAAUUUAGUAUUUGUUAGGAUGUAUGAUGGACAAGUUUUAGAUAUGGUUGAAGUUGGAAUAGAGAAUGCAAUUCCAAUGAGUAGUUUCAAGACAUCCAAGUGCGCAAUAGGAAUGAAACCCUUAUUUAUAUUUAAUGGAGAUUUAUUUGAUACAUCAACUACACAUCAAACAUUUAAAAAUAUGUUAUUGGAUUUCUUUCGAGGACAAAAAUCAGAUUCCAUAGCUUUAUCAGGUUUAGAUCAUAUAAUAUCAGUUUCAGCGGUUGAAACGACCACCAAUGAUGGAAAAGUUGGAAAAAUAUAUUUUAGAGUUUAUAAGAUUCAUACUGAAAAAUCAGGACAAAAAAUUCCUAGAGUAGAAUUGGAAGAAAUGGGACCUAGUUAUGAUUUUGUGAUCAGAAGAACUAAAUUUGCUAAAGAGGAAUAA
Entrophospora sp. SA101 is the source of this 810-nucleotide messenger RNA. Lineage: Eukaryota; Fungi; Glomeromycota; Glomeromycetes; Entrophosporales; Entrophosporaceae. The record is from the annotation of a GenBank genome assembly.